GUCGCGUCCGGGAACGUCCAGCUCCAGUUUGCUGCUUAUCUUGCGACUCUGGCGCACGUGAGGCGCGCAUGGGUAUUGAUGGAGAAACCGCUUCAGAGCAGGAUGGACGAACACCCGACCAUGCAGACUGUGAUGGCGCUGCUGGGUGCGUCUGCGAUUCUCACAUACAUGGGCGCGUUCCAGCCCAGGCCGCUCAUCCCGAAAGCGUGCAACCUCAUCACUACUUUACCUUCCACUGUUCACAACAUGCUGGCGGAGAAACGCCCGAUGUGCAGCUCCAAGAAGUCGGACAGGGAUCGGUUCCACGCGGAGAUUCGAGGGUGG
Messenger RNA from Prorocentrum cordatum, 324 nucleotides. The record is from the annotation of a GenBank genome assembly. Lineage: Eukaryota; Dinophyceae; Prorocentrales; Prorocentraceae.